CAGAGAGAAGAAGGCUAUGGACAAACUGUAAGCUUCAACAUCUCUCAGAUUAGAGAUUCUGAGUUGAACUUCAUCCUUUGAAAAGGUUUCUGACAUCAUUAUGAAGUUUAUCCUCUUCUGGGUGAUCUUGAAUCUGCCUCGUGCUUUGGCCUAUGACCCAGAUUACAUACAUGACAUCACUCCCCCCUAUUUGGUCUAUUUGAAAUCUGAUUACUUGCCCUGUACUGGAGUCCUGAUCCACCCCCUGUGGGUGAUUACAGCUUCAAGCUGCAACUUACUGAAUCUUAAGGUGGUAUUGGGGGUUACAAACCCAUCAAGCCUCACUGAAAAAGAUGUACAAGUGGUUGGCUAUUCGAAGAUGAUUAAUCAUCCGUACUUCUCAAUCACUUCUAUUGAGAAUAACCUAAUGUUGAUCAAGUUGGAAAGAUACAUUGAAGUCAAUGACUACGUGAAACUGGUCAGCCUGCCCAAAGAACCUCCCAGAGAAAACACCAUGUGCAUGGUCUCCACCUGGGCUUACAACAUAUGUGACAUCUCAAAGGACCCUGACUCACUGCAGAAUGUGAACAUCUCUGUUAUCUCCAAGACUAAUUGCCGCAAUGCCUAUAAAAGUUAUGACAUCACACAAAGUAUGUUGUGUUUGGGCAUUGUGCCAGGAAGAAGGCAGUCCUGCAAGGAAGUCACAGCUGCCCCAGCAGUCUGCAAUGGGAUACUUCAAGGAAUCCUCACUUUUACGGAUGGAUGUGUUUUGAGAGCUGAUGUUGGCAUCUAUACCAGAAUCUUUAACUAUGUACCCUGGAUUGAAAAUACAAUCCGAAACAACUGAGCUCCCUCAGCAGGAAUUCUGGACCAUUUGACUCAGCCUGUACCCAUGUCUAGCCUUACAAGCAAAUCUAAAUAGACUCCUUGGGUUCC
Molecule: messenger RNA, 915 nt
Organism: Eptesicus fuscus (big brown bat)
Lineage: Eukaryota; Metazoa; Chordata; Mammalia; Chiroptera; Vespertilionidae
Gene: PRSS58
Product: serine protease 58
Exons: 6
Coding region: 101-826 (241 amino acids)
Biological process (GO): proteolysis
Molecular function (GO): serine-type endopeptidase activity
Source: RefSeq, a predicted model, not a curated record